ACUUGACAGAAGAAGAACGGAGCCGAAGCUGGACGUAGCUAUUUGUUUUUAGCCACGUCAUGUGAACUUUGUGGCGAAAAGUCGCAACUUGUUUGUUUGUAUUCGUUUUCACGGACUGUAUAUUUUGCUGUUAUUCUGUGUGAAAAUGUCAGAGUUCGGAGACUGGUUUCGAAGCGUCCCUUUUAUCACCCGUUUCUGGUUCGCUGGUUCGGUGGCUGUUCCGCUGAUUGGGAGAUUUGGACUGAUUAACCCCAGACACCUCAUACUCUGGCCGGAAUACUUCUUUCGUAGAUUUCAGCUCUGGAGACCGAUCACUUCUACUCUGUAUUUCCCGGUGGGUCCUGGCACUGGUUUUCUCUACCUGGUCAACCUGUAUUUCCUCUACCACUACUCCACCAGGUUGGAGACAGGUGUCUUUGAAGGCAGACCAGCAGAUUACAUCUUCAUGCUGUUCUUCAACUGGCUCUGCAUCGUUAUAACUGGACUCAUCAUGGACAUGCAGCUGCUGAUGAUUGCCAUGAUCAUGUCAGUACUGUACGUCUGGGCUCAGCUCCACAGAGAUACCGUCGUGAGCUUCUGGUUCGGAACAAGAUUCAAGGCACGUUAUCUACCCUGGGUCAUUCUGGUCUUCAACUACAUCAUUGGGGGCACUCUGAUGGAUGACCUGGUAGGGAACCUGGUGGGUCACCUGUACUUCUUCCUCAUGUAUAAAUACCCAAUGGACUCUGGAGGGCGUACCUUGCUCUCCACACCUGAAUUCUUGUAUCGCUUUUUCCCCACCAUAAGGGGAGGGGUGGCAGGCUUUGGAACCCCUCCCCGCAGGAGAGCGCCACAGGAGGAGCAGGCAGGGGGAAGGGCCGGCGGCGGCGGGCGUCACAACUGGGGCCAAGGCUUCCGCUUGGGGGAUGAUUGAGGAAGGAGCCAUGCCCGCUUUCACCACAAGCAGCUGUUUGGAUAAUGUCGAGUUAAAACAUCUGCUUCUUCCAGUUUGUUCCGGGUCCUGUCAGAGAAGGAUUUAGCACUAAACUAGGAAAAUCAUCGUUACAGCAUACAACCAAAGGAAACGCGAAGAAGUGCUCAACAGUCUUAUGUCACCAACAUUCUGCUGCCGCUGUGUAGCAGAUCAGAAUAAAUUAGUUUUGUUAUUAAUGGAUUCUUCUCAUUUUCCCCACGUGCUCCCACCAGACUGUUGCAGCUGCCGACCAGCGACUGUGAUUCUUGAUUCUUGCUAGAAAGCGGGCAAAGCUAGCUGGGAGCACGCUUUCAGGUCUGGAUUUACAUGAGAUGAAAAUGUUUUCAAAGCCUUGGCGGCACAGUUCCGUCUGUCCUGUUGGAAUUUUUGCAGUUGUCAUCUUUGUAAAUAUAACAGCUGGCAAUUUACAA
This is a messenger RNA of Thalassophryne amazonica, 1383 nucleotides long. It is a transcript of the gene derl1, whose product is annotated as derlin 1. Bases 146 to 913 code for a protein of 255 amino acids. Gene Ontology annotation, cellular component: Hrd1p ubiquitin ligase ERAD-L complex; endoplasmic reticulum membrane. The record is from RefSeq and is a predicted model, not a curated record. Gene Ontology annotation, biological process: endoplasmic reticulum unfolded protein response. Gene Ontology annotation, molecular function: misfolded protein binding; ubiquitin-specific protease binding. The transcript is spliced from 8 exons. Lineage: Eukaryota; Metazoa; Chordata; Actinopteri; Batrachoidiformes; Batrachoididae.